AUGUCCUCUGCCCCGCCAACAAGUGACCUCCCACCUAAAACAUGGACGCGAGAUACCAAUCGUGAAUUCUUCAUUUCAACCGAAAAAAGCCUACUUUCUGUCAACGCGGUCAGUGCCGCAUUCGAUAGAGACUUCAUUUACUGGGUCCACCAGCCGUUCCCAGAUGAGGUGCUGUGGCAGAUGCUCCACGGGUCCUUGAGUUUCGGCGUGUACAGGUGGACCCAACCCAUAGAAUCUGUAACUGAUUCUACCACGCCGUCUUCGGAAAACACCGAGCAGGUUGGACUUGCUCGUAUGGUCACAGAUGGCUGUUCGUUUGCUUAUCUGUCGGAUACCUACGUUCUCCCCGAGUACCAAGGCAACGGACUUGGGAAAUGGCUUGUGGCGUGUGUUGCUGAGGUCUUUUCCAAGGAGAAUAUGCCAUAUCUACGUCGGAUUAUGUUGCUCACUGAUGACGAGCGCAUGCAGGCUUUCUACAAAAAGAUGUUUGGGGUGAAGGUCAUCGGCCAUGAAGAGCGAAAGGACAGGAAUUUGGUGUUUAUGUGUGCCAGACCAAAUGCACAGGUAGAUUGA
Messenger RNA from Penicillium robsamsonii, 573 nucleotides. RefSeq names its product GNAT family N-acetyltransferase. The record is from RefSeq and is a predicted model, not a curated record. Gene Ontology annotation, molecular function: acyltransferase activity, transferring groups other than amino-acyl groups. The transcript has a single exon. NCBI's taxonomy places the organism in Eukaryota, Fungi, Ascomycota, Eurotiomycetes, Eurotiales, Aspergillaceae. Bases 1 to 573 code for a protein of 190 amino acids.